UUAUUUAGGAGUUAAAAAUGGAGUCAAUGUAUCUCCAAAAGUGCCUGGGGACAUGCUUAACUCAAGGCCUCGCAGAAGUGGCAAGAGUUCGCCCAGUGGAUCCAAUUGAAUAUUUAGCCCUGUGGAUUUAUAAGUACAAGAAAAAUGUGACCACGGAGCAACAGAGACAGAAAGAAAGGAUUACCUUGGCACGUGAGAAAGAAGUAGCCAUGAUGGAGCAGGAGAUGCUGGAGCGCCUCAAAGCGGAGGAACUCCUGUUUCAGCAGCAAUUGGCAUUCCAGCUGGAGUUGGAAAUGCAAGAAAAAGAGAAAGAGAAGACAGAAUUCCAGAGAGAGGAGGAAAAAUUAAGUAAGGAAUCAGUGAUGGACAUGGGCAAAACCCUAGCAGAGAUCAGUGAUCGCUACGGGGCCCCGAACUUGAGCAGAGUGGAAGAGCUUGAUGAGCCGAUGUUAUCUGAUGUUGCAUUAAACAUUGAUCAAGAUUUGUAGGACCAACCAGCUGAAAAAAAGUAUUUCUGUUUCAAACUUCAAAUUACAAGGGCCUUAAUAUGUAUUUUUCUCUUUUCAAUUCUACUCCCUUCCCCCACCCACUGACUUUAUA
Messenger RNA from Acomys russatus (golden spiny mouse), 600 nucleotides. It is a transcript of the gene Dydc1, whose product is annotated as DPY30 domain containing 1. NCBI's taxonomy places the organism in Eukaryota, Metazoa, Chordata, Mammalia, Rodentia, Muridae. Gene Ontology annotation, cellular component: Set1C/COMPASS complex. The transcript has 5 exons. Bases 18 to 488 code for a protein of 156 amino acids. The record is from RefSeq and is a predicted model, not a curated record.